Molecule: messenger RNA, 2859 nt
Organism: Zymoseptoria tritici IPO323
Lineage: Eukaryota; Fungi; Ascomycota; Dothideomycetes; Mycosphaerellales; Mycosphaerellaceae
Exons: 4
Coding region: 1-2784 (927 amino acids)
Biological process (GO): positive regulation of transcription by RNA polymerase II
Cellular component (GO): nucleus
Molecular function (GO): transcription cis-regulatory region binding; DNA-binding transcription factor activity, RNA polymerase II-specific; zinc ion binding
Source: RefSeq, a predicted model, not a curated record
AUGUCCAGAAAACGAACCAAGACUGGAUGUUUGACCUGCCGGAAGCGCCGUAUAAAAUGUGGCGAAGAAAAGCCAAUAUGCUCGAAUUGCGUCAAAUCCAAGAGGAUCUGUCAAGGGUACAACCAACGUGUGGUCUUCCGACCACCUACAUUCGAUCCCUACGAUGGCGCAACUCCGCAGAAUGGCCGUGGAGCGCACCCUCAACCGGAACAUUCCCAGAAUCAAGCAGUUGCACCAGAGCAUUUGCAUCAUGUGGAGGACCCUCAGCAGUUCCGGCAAUUCGAGCAUGCGUCUGAGCACUCCUUCUUUACUCAGGGUCGCGCAAAUGUGCAACCCUUGCAGGCGCAUUAUCCGAAUGAGACUCAGCAGUCCAGUGGUGCAGCGCCGACAUCCGCCUCAAGCAAAUGCUCAUAUCCGUGGCCACAACCGCCAGCGCCCAUGGUGGCGUCUCUAACACAAUGGACAUCAUCUGCAUAUACGCCCCGCCCAGAGCUUUCGCUGCCGAUUGAUCAUCAAUAUUACCCAACAGAGAACAUACUUGCUCAGCCGAGUUCUCCGAACUCGGCCGCCGGACGUACAUCCGUCACAUCCCUGGACUACUACCAAUACCAGUUUCCCACCCCUUCAAUAUCGACCUCUGCACACCUGCUGAGCGCUGCGGCUGUUGAAACGGUGGACGACGACUACUAUGAUGUUGCCUCCGACGAAGAGAUCGACUUUGACGCUGCUGCAGUUCAGAAGCACGAGUGGCAGAGACAGCAGACCCUCGGCAGCUUCCUAGCGAUGAACCAGAUCCGUGUUCAAGAUUUGCAGGUUCGUAGAUAUGACACCUUCCUAUACGAGGGCAUUCUCGACCACUACCGAGUCGACGAGGUUGCGAACCCUCUGAGGAAUCCGGCCACGGCCCGCGUGUUUGCACAUUUCAUCUCAGCCACUGGUCCAAGCCUGUCAAUUUUUGAGCGGCAUCCGAGGAACACAUCGGUGCUUUUUGCUGAAGGUCCCGUGCCACUGUCGCAGCAAGGCUUAUGGACGUACACAAUGCCCAUGGCAGCCUUACGUCACCAAGGUUUACUGCAUGCCAUGCUUGCAAUGUCCAGUCUCCAUAUUGCCAGACUUCAAGGCGGGUCCUUGACGCCGUCUAUGCAGCAUUAUGCCUGGUCAUUGAAACGAAUCCACAAAGCUGUUGGAAAUCCCAAAUCCCGUCUCCAACUGACGACCAUGGCAGCAUCGAUGUUGCUGGGGUUCUAUGAGGUCAUGGCAGCCGACCACAUGAAGUGGAACAUGCAUCUCGCUGGUUCGCGACAGUUGUUUGUGGAGACUGAUUUCGUGGGCAUGACUCGUGAAGUCUGCCGGUUGAAAGCAGAGAAAGCAGCCAGACAGCGUGGAAGAACGGACCGCUACAAUUCUGAAGAGCCACUUCCAAUCGACGAUUUACUGGAUCAGAUUCCGGACAUUGAUGAACGAUUUGUGAGCCAUCUUGUUGGCAGACAGGUCAGAUAUCACGAUUACGGCCGAAUCGAGCCGCAGCACUCUUUCAUUCCGCCCGAGCUGGACUUGAACAAAUUCGAAAUCCUAAAAGACCUUUACUUUUGGUAUCUGAGGCAGGAUGCGUACCAGAGCAUCGUCAGCGGGAAUCCUCUGCUCUUGGACAUCAAUCGAUGGGCCAAUUGUCCCCCAAGAGCACCACUCGGCCGAGCUGACGCUGUGUAUGGUACCUUCGAUCACUUGCUACUCUUGCUUGGAAGAAUUGCAGACUUCGCGGCGCGCGACCGCGAGCGCAAGCUGAAACAGAUGGAGGCGAAUGGCGGCCAGUGGCGGCCAGCUCCAGGCAUGAACAUUCCUCGACCACCGCAAGCACCCGGAAGACCAACCGGAGCGGCUGCACCUCCUGCGAUGCCAGAGUUCUACGGCAUGGCUCCAGCUCCUCGGGCAAACGUACAGAUGCCGUCCUCCUACACGCCAGUGUAUGAUCCAGGCCCAACCCCGCAAGGCGCGCAACGGCAGGACGAAAUCGACUGGGAUCUUCAGGCAGCGACGCAGAACGCACUGGAUGAAUAUGGCUCUAUACGUGCCGCUUUACACACCUUUUCGACCAGCCUCGGCGAAGCCUUUGAACCUUUAUCCUCGGAGUACCAAACGCCAAUGGACACUCCCUUUGGUCCAGCACUCUUCUACCGUGCAUUCGACAUCGGGGCUUUAUGGUCAGUCUACAACAUGGCAGUAAUCGUAGCGAUCCGCUCGCAUCCACACAUGCCACCUGCAGCACACGUUGCCGCUGCCAUCGCCGCCCCGGAGACUGCUUUCUUCGCCAACGAGAUCGGCCGCAUCGCAGCGGGUAUCGUGCCCGGUCCAACCGAUCAGCCUCUCAAUCCCAGUCUUGGAGCGUCUUUGAACGAAAGCUGCAUGCCGUCCUUCCUGGCAGCUGUGCAAUUUCAAGAUCCAGAGCAGCGGCGCACGACGGUCACGAGGAUCUACUCCAUCGCGAAACGUACCGGCUGGGGUAGCGCCGAACUGAUCGCAAACGGAAUCGAGACAGCUUGGGUGAAAGCUGCCGCGGCCGGACGAGGUCCGCCGUAUGAGAGGAUUGCACGAACGAACUAUACCAGUAAUGAUCCGAGGCUGAACGGCAGCUGGGAGCAUUUAGAUCCCAAUGCGACGCCGAAUGAAAUGGAUGACAAUGAUCGCAGACUUGUCAAAAUGAAGGCUACGGCACGCUUGAAUUGGGCGAUUGGUAUCAUGGGUGUGGAGGAUGACGUUGCGAAGAUCAGACUUUCCGAUGGGUGAGAUUGUAGCAUGACAGCGCAGUCGAUGGUAGUAAUGCAUAGCAAAACGAUGUACAGAUUUCGGCUUUACAUUCUG